Molecule: messenger RNA, 777 nt
Organism: Trichomonas vaginalis G3
Lineage: Eukaryota; Parabasalia; Trichomonadida; Trichomonadidae
Product: acetylation-dependent protein binding
Exons: 1
Coding region: 1-777 (258 amino acids)
Molecular function (GO): protein binding
Source: RefSeq, a predicted model, not a curated record
AUGAAUGAUUUUGAACGACAAGCUACGCUUAAAAUAACUACUCAGCUUAUGGAAUAUAAAAUUGCGUGCGUUUUUUGCGAACCUAUCGAUUUAAAUAGUCCUGAUUUUGCUGAUUACGCUCGUUAUAUCAAACAACCUAUGGAUUUACUUACUGUUAAAAAUAAAAUACUAUCAAACUCAUAUUCGAGUGCUGAUCAAUGGAAGGCCGAUGUAGAUUUAGUUUUUUCAAACGCAAUUUUAUAUUAUAGGAAAACAGACACUUUACAUAUACUUGCAGAACAAAUGAAAUUUUGGUUCAAUAAUCUAUUAGAAAAAUAUCCUGUUAAUCCAUCAAAAUGGCAAGAAGCCUUAGAACGCGCCUCAUAUAGUUAUAUGAAAUUAUUAAUUAACACAAAAUCUUGUCGGCCUACUUUUCCUAAUAAAAUAUUACAAAUCACGAAUCCAACCGAUGAAUAUGUUCCCCCAGCAAUUGAAGAUACACCUCCACAGAAACAAUACCGUAAACAAGAGCCACCUUCAGUUGAAGUUCCUGCUGAAAAGCCAAGAAAACUACCAAAGGAGCAGCCUGUCGUAAAUGGACCAAUGAACGAAUCAGAAAAAUUGAAACUUGCUAAAGCUAUUAGAGAAAUCACUGAUGAAGCUAAACUAGUUACAAUACUAACUCUACUACAGGCAAAGGAACCUGCAUUUGGCAUCACAGAAAACUCUUCAAUAUCUCUUAAUCAAUUACAAGUUGGAACACUAAGAGAGCUUCGUAAUUUAGUUAGAUCAUUUUAA